Neoarthrinium moseri is the source of this 1560-nucleotide messenger RNA. RefSeq lists its product as uncharacterized. Bases 1 to 1560 code for a protein of 519 amino acids. The transcript is spliced from 4 exons. The record is from RefSeq and is a predicted model, not a curated record. Lineage: Eukaryota; Fungi; Ascomycota; Sordariomycetes; Amphisphaeriales; Apiosporaceae. Gene Ontology annotation, molecular function: monooxygenase activity; heme binding; oxidoreductase activity, acting on paired donors, with incorporation or reduction of molecular oxygen.
AUGUUCAGCGCAUACACCAACGUGUAUGCUAUUGUCAUAGUUCCUUGUAUCGCAUACCUGGUUUAUCAACGCUACUUUCAUCCCUUGGCUUGCUAUCCGGGCCCGUUUUGGGCCUCCAUAACAGACUUGUGGCAGGUUUACCAAUUUUGGACACUGAGACAGCCUUACACGCUGACAGAACUUCAUGAAAGAUAUGGACCAUUCGUCCGCUAUGGCCCUGAUAAGCUCAGCAUCACGGCAGAAGAGGUGGUUCCUUUGGUAUACCAAAAGGGCGGACGGUUGAUGCCAAAGACCGAGUUCUAUGACGCUUACGGAGCCAACAUCCCCAAUGUGUUUGGGAUGCGGGAUGAAAACGCUCAUUCGACCAGACGUCGCCUAAUGGCGCACAGUUUUUCAAUCACGACCGUCAAGGGAAUGGAGCAAUAUCUCGAUACUAAUAUCGCAAUUAUGAGACAGAAGAUAGCCAAAUACGCUUCGGAACAACAAGCCUUUGAUCUUUGCCAAGUCCUGCACUACUACACCAUUGAUGUACUGGGAGAAUUAGCUUUUGGACAGUCCUUUCACGCACAAAUCAACGAUAAUGAGAAGUCCGUGCCUCCGGUCGUCGAGCAUAGUUGGCUUGCGGCUAUUACUGGGGCUUGGCCAAUGAUGACAGCGAUUCUGAAAAGAUGGCUGCCCUUUAUCCCACACCCGGGACUGCAGAAGCUAUUCAGAGGACGUGCAGAUUGUGCAAAGCUUGCAGCAAGGAACGUACAGCGCAACCUCGGUGAGCAGCGCGUUACGGAACAGGCGUAUGAAAAAGCCCCUCCCAGUCAGGAAAGGAGGGAUAUUAUCACCAGCCUUAUAAAGGCAACCGAUCCCCAGACUGGGAAACACCUGGCCCAAAAGGACCUAGAAAGUGAAGCAUUUGGCUUUAUCAUCGCUGGCACUCAUACAACCAGUGCUACGACGUCGCUUUUAUUCUACCACCUACUCCAUGCCCCCGAGAUACUGCAACGAUGCAUCGCCGAAGUAGAUCACAACCUCGGGCCUCUGGCAUCAGAUAAGCCAGCAUACUCAAUGAAUGAAGUGGAGAGCUCCUUGCCGUAUCUCAAGCUUUGCGUGAGAGAGAACUUUCGCAUCACGCCUGUCUUCACAAUGCCACUGGCACGGCGCGUCACUUCUCCUGAGGGAAUCAUCGUGGCUGGGCGGCAUAUCAAACAAGGUACCUCGGUUGCUGUUUGCAAUCAUGCGUUUCACCACAAUGCGGAUAUCUGGGGCGCCUCCCACAACCAUUUUGACCCGUCGCGAUGGGACGUGCCGGAGAUCAACCAGCGAGCUAGAUAUCUCAUGCACUUCGGGCUGGGCGGGAGGCAGUGCCUUGGGAAAACGAUAGCACUGACUAAUAUCUACAAAGUCAUGAGCACUCUUCUACGCGAAUUCGAUUUCCAGCUUGCAGAUCCUAUCGAGCAGGAAAAGGUCAGCAAGGGAGAGUUCGUUGGCAAGUUACCGGAGCUUGACAGUGUGGGCAUCAGUAACUUGAGGCAGCCGCUUUGGGUCACAGCAAGAUCAAAGGAUUGA